This is a messenger RNA of Schistocerca nitens (vagrant locust), 636 nucleotides long. Its product is annotated as serine, glycine and glutamine-rich protein-like. The transcript is spliced from 3 exons. The record is from RefSeq and is a predicted model, not a curated record. The coding region runs from base 1 to 636 and encodes 211 amino acids. Lineage: Eukaryota; Metazoa; Arthropoda; Insecta; Orthoptera; Acrididae.
AUGGCAACCAACAAGAGCAGCUGCCAGGUUAUCUCCCUGCUCGCCGAGCGCAUCCAGACGGCUGCUGCAAGAUCAUGGUGCGAAUUCGCGACGAGCCGUGUGUUUUGGGAGUCUAGACAAGAUGCCACGGUGCAGACGCGGCGUGGGGAUUUUCUCCGUUCUGGCGGCGUCUCGGGCAGGCUGGGCGCAGAUACGUGGGGAGGGGCGGGUGGGGGUGGGGACGGGGUGGAGGAGACGGGAGAAAGCGGCGGCAAGUGGGCGCGGCCGGCGGCCGGCGUCUCGAGAGCGCCGAGGCGAGGCGGCGGCGGCGGCGGCGGCGGCGGCGGCGGCGGCCUCACCCCCGUGACGUCACGGCGAGGCGGCCGAGGCGCCGGGCCGGCCUUUGUGCGCCGCCAUUCUUGUGCGGAGGCGGAGGCGCUCUCGAGCGGGCGCGCGGCCGCCUCUCGCCUCUCGCCUCCCGCCUCUCGGUGGCCUCCUCCUGUCGCCCGCGCACUCACCCUAAAAAACUCUUCCCGGCCGGGCGGGGACUGGGGUCUCACGGGCCCCUCCAGGCCCGCCCUUUUUUCUUCUCGUACGCUGGCCUUCUAUUACGAGUACGGCGCCCACUCCACGUGGCGUUUUCGGCUAGUAGUGUAG